Molecule: messenger RNA, 2251 nt
Organism: Quercus lobata
Lineage: Eukaryota; Viridiplantae; Streptophyta; Magnoliopsida; Fagales; Fagaceae
Product: Galactose oxidase/kelch repeat superfamily protein
Exons: 2
Coding region: 836-2140 (434 amino acids)
Molecular function (GO): protein binding
Source: RefSeq, a predicted model, not a curated record
UCUUCCCUUUGAGAGGAAGAAUAGUCUAAAGGUGUGGCCUGUCUGUAUUGCCAAAAGCCAGACCUCUCUAAAUCUCAUCAAAGUCCCCAUCUUUAUCACAAAAUUCCAGCAAUUUCUUCCUUGUAAGUUCUUAUUUUUGCUUUCUCGUCACUUUGUUGUGGUUUCUGCCAUGUGGGGUUUGUUUUUUUUUUUUUUUUGUUUUGUUUUCUAAGUUAGAAAUAGCAAAAUCUAUGUUCUGGGAUUGGUUUAUUUUUUGACUUAUCAGUCUUUAAAGAUCAUAAAAUAUUCAUUUCUGUCUGAUUUACAAACUGGGUAUUUUUUUUCCUGGGUCCUUGAUUUCUAUCUCUUUAAGAAAUAGCCGAGAAUUUGGGCUGUUUCUGGGGUACUGUUGUUAUCUGGGGUUUUGGUGCUUUUAUAGUUCACCUGCAUAUAGAGCAUCUAGUUGGUAUAUUGCUAGGCUAUGGUUGUUAUAAAAAGCAGUGUGUGAAUGUAAGGAGAGCAAAAUUUAAUGUUAUUUGGUGCAUAUUGGAUUGAAUUGGGUUUUUAGAAGGGUUUUGGGUGAAUUUUUUGUUCUGUAAAUUGUAAUUAUAUGUUAUGAGGAUGUCUUGGACAAGGCAUUGGUGCUUCACUUUGGUGUAAUUCUAGAUUUUGGGAUAGCUAUUUUGUACCAAGAGUGUGGAAGAGUGAAUAAGUCAUAAAAUUUGGAACAUGAUCAUUACUUUGGGUUGAUAUAUUAUAGCCAUCUACUGAUAUAACAUAGACAAGGAACUCCAUAUUGGAAUAAGUGCAUCAUUAUUGUUCUUCAAGGGAUAAAGUAUUGUUCUAAGAGUGAAAGAUGCAACGGGUCCGAUUGUCUUCCCAACAGGCGCCUGUACACAAGCUGGGGGAUUCCCAAAUAACAUUAUCCCCAAAAUUUAGGUUAGCAGUAUUCCAAUCUUCUUUGUUAAAUCCUUCAACCGAGUCAGAGUUAAUUCUCAGAGGAGAACCCCUCAUUCCGGGGCUUCCUGAUGAUGUGGCGCUUAACUGUCUUCUCCGGCUUCCAGUCAAGAGUCACACAGACUGCAAAGCUGUCUGCAAGCGGUGGCAUUUACUGCUUGGUAGUAAAGAGCGAUUUUUCACCCGAAGAAAAGAAAUGGGCUUCAAAGACCCUUGGCUCUUUGUCUUUGCCUUCCACAAGGGCACUGGAAAGAUUCAGUGGCAGGUAUUUGACCUUACUCACUUAUCAUGGCACACUAUCCCAGCAAUGCCUUGCAAAGAUAAGGUUUGUCCUCAAGGAGUUAGAUGUGUUUCAAUCCCCCGUGAUGGCAAUCUCUUUGUUUGUGGCGGUAUGGUUUCCGAUGUAGAUUGCCCCCUAGACUUGGUUCUGAAAUAUGAGAUGCAGAAAAACCGUUGGACUGUGAUGAAUCAGAUGAUCACCGCUAGAUCUUUUUUUGCAAGUGGUGUGAUUGAUGGGAGGAUUUAUGUUGCUGGAGGAAACAGCACAGAUCUUUUUGAGCUUGACUCAGCUGAGGUUAUGGAUCCUGUUAAGGGGAGUUGGCAUCCCAUUGCAAGCAUGGGAACAAAUAUGGCGUCUUAUGAUGCAGCAGUUCUUAAUGGGAAACUUCUUGUUACGGAAGGCUGGUUAUGGCCUUUCUAUGUCUCUCCCAGGGGUCAGGUUUACGACCCUAGAACCAAUAAUUGGGAGAGUAUGGCUGUUGGGCUGAGAGAAGGCUGGACAGGUUCAAGUGUGAUUGUUUAUGGGCACUUGUUUGUGGUUUCAGAGCAUGAAAGAAUGAAGCUUAAGGUGUAUUACACAGAUGAUGAUUCCUGGGAACAAAUAGAUGGGCCUCCUUUACCAGAGCAGAUAUGCAAACCUUUUGCGGUUAAUACAUGUGAUUGCAGAAUCUAUGUUGUGGGUCGUAACCUUCAUGUUGCUGUGGGUGAAAUCUCAAGGUUCAACCAAAAAGAAACUUCCAAUAAAAAGUGGAAGUUUCAUGUUCAAUGGCAGGUUGAGGAUGCACCAGAAAUUUUCUCUGACUUGACGCCCUCAAGCUCUCAGGACAUGGACAACACGCCUCUUUCAUGCUACAAUCUAGUCUCCCUAUCGACAUCAGUCAAGUCGGUAACUUACAGCUUGGGCUUGGGCUUGGGAGCAAACUAAUAGGAAUGUUAAAAUAAGGAUAUCCUAUAAAGCAAUCAAUUAUCUCAUGUAUUGAGCAAAUGCAGUAUCUCACUCGGAAUAUGUGGGUCUCAUACGUUGUGAAAGAGAUGA